AUCCAAUCUCUUGAGACGAUGCCAAUAAUGAAAACCUAUCACUAAUCCCCACCACACAAACACAAAAAAAAAAAAAAGGAUAAUUGAUUUCAUUUCCCCCAAUUAAACAAACCCUCGUCCUGCUCUGCUUAUCCUUCUUCUUCGUCCAGACACAAAACACAAAUUAAUGGCGGCUGAAUAUUCCGGCAGCCGAAGUUCCAACACACAGCUUCUGGCUGAACUGGAAGCCCUAAGUGAAAAUCUUUACCAGAAACCCCAGGCACCAGUUGGUCGCAGAACUAAUUCUCUCGCUCUCCCACGCAGCUCCGUACCGUCCCUCGUGACCUCUGCUGAGGAUGUGACAGUACCAAAACCACGGUCUCGGCGUUUGUCUCUGUCUCCAUGGCGGUCGAGACCCAAGCUUGAGGCAGAGGAGGAAGAGAAUACGACUCAGAACGUAACCAUCAAGACACCGGAAGAGUCUUCUUCAUUGGUGGGAUCCAAACCCAAGGAAGAGAGAAAAGGGAUAUGGAACUGGAAACCCAUUCGAGGGCUGGCCCGAAUCGGAAUGCAGAAGCUGAGCUGUUUGCUAUCGGUAGAGAUCGUGGCGGCACAGAAUCUACCCGCGUCGAUGAACGGUCUACGUCUCGGGGUUUGCGUGAGGAAGAAGGAAACCAAAGAUGGCGCUGUCCAGACGAUGCCGUGUCGCGUUUCUCAAGGAUCCGCGGAUUUCGAGGAGACUCUGUUCAUCAAGUGCCACGUGUACUACUCGCCGGCUAAUGGGAAAGGCGCUCCGGCGAAGUUUGAGGCUCGGCCGUUUUUGGUUUAUCUUUUCGCGGUGGAUGCUAAGGAGCUCGAGUUCGGGAGACACGUGGUGGACUUGAGCGAUUUAAUCGAGGAGUCUGUGGAGAAGAUGAGUUACGAAGGAGCUAGGGUUAGGCAAUGGGAUAUGAGUUGGGGGCUUUCUGGUAAAGCCAAAGGGGGUGAACUGGUUCUAAAACUAGGGUUUCAGAUCAUGGAAAAAGAUGGUGGAGCUGGAAUUUACGGUAAACAAGGUGAAUUAGGGAUAAAACCGAGCAGCAGACCGAAGAAUUUCUCCGGUUCCUUUGGGCGAAAGCAAUCGAAAACUUCGUUCAGUGUCUCGAGCCCGAAGAUGACUAGCAAGAGCCAGGCGUGGACGCCAGCAAGUGGCGGCGUGGAGUCUGCAUCUGAUCUUCAGAGAAUCGAGCAUCUGAAUCUGGAUGAGCCGGAGGAGAAACCAGCUCCGGCUCAUCCAGAUUCCAAAAAAGAAGAUGAUCAAGAACCUGAUUUUGAGGUUGUUGACAAAGGAGAAGAUCAAGAACCUGAAUUUGAAGUUGUGGACAAAGGAGUCGAGUUUGAUGACGACCUGGAAACUGAGAAAUCCGAUGGAACCAUAUCCGUAGUAGAGAUGAAGGAGCAACCUGUUAAUGUUGAUGAUCCACGGCACAUUGUAAGACUAUCGGAGUUAGAUUCUAUUGCAAAGCAGAUCAAAGCGCUUGAAACUAUGAUGAAAGAUGAUAGCAACGGUGGUGCGGAAGGUGAGGCAGAGUCACCAAGGCUCGAUGAAGAGGAGCAGACUGUGACAAAGGAGUUCCUUCAGUUACUUGAGGAUGAAGAAUCCGAGAAUCUCAAAUUCUACCAGCACAAAAUGGAGAUCUCCGAGCUGCGGUCUGGUGAAUCAGUAGACGAAGAAUCUGAGAAUUACCUCUCGGAUCUUGGGAAAGGCAUCGGAUGUGUUGUUCAGACAAGGGACGGUGGAUACUUGGUUUCUAUGAACCCUUUUGAUACGGUGGUCAUGAGGAAGGACACUCCUAAGCUCGUAAUGCAAAUCUCGAGACAGAUUGUGGUACUGCCUGAAGCCGGAUCGGCGACUGGAUUCGAACUGUUUCAUAGAAUGGCGGGUUCGGGUAAGGAACUUGACGCAAAGAUAUGUUCCCUUAUGGCGAUGGACGAGCUCAUGGGGAAAACAGGGGAACAAGUGGCUUUCGAAGGUAUAGCGUCAGCGAUCAUACAAGGGAGGAACAAAGAGCGAGCGAACACAAGCGCAGCGCGAACUGUUGCAGCUGUUAAAACGAUGGCUAACGCUAUGAACAGCGGAAGAAGAGAGAGGAUAAUGACAGGAAUCUGGAACGUGGAGGAGAAUCCAUUGGCUUCAGCAGAGGAGGUUUUAGCUGUUUCUUUACAGAAACUUGAAGAAAUGGUGAUUGAA
Messenger RNA from Raphanus sativus (radish), 2209 nucleotides. Its product is annotated as protein PLASTID MOVEMENT IMPAIRED 1-like. The record is from RefSeq and is a predicted model, not a curated record. The annotation marks the transcript as partial. The transcript has a single exon. Lineage: Eukaryota; Viridiplantae; Streptophyta; Magnoliopsida; Brassicales; Brassicaceae.